CCCAUCUCUCGAGGCUCUUCCGUCAGCUGCGAUUCUCUCAUCCAUGUCACUGUCUUCUGCACGUUGGUAUCUCUGCAAGGGCUGGCUUUGAAUGACCUAGUUCGAGGGAUAACAGCUCGCCGAUAAUGGCGCCCCGCGAAGACCUCGUUGCAUCCGCGGUCACCUUCCUUCAAGAUCCAUCCGUCGCGUCGGCUCCCCUCGAGAAGCGGAUCGAGUUCCUCAAAUCCAAAAAUCUCACACAAGAGGAGAUCUCUGUGUCACUUGCUCGUGCUGGCGGUGAUGCAGCUGCCAGCCCAACUCCAUCGCCCCAAAAUGCGGCGUACUAUCCUCCUCCAAAUGUCCACAAUGCCCGAGGCCCUCCGGGUCCCAGAUAUCCCUACCCUUACAACCCAUAUGGAGACUGGCAACCUCCUCCGCCGGAGCCACCCAAACGAGACUGGAGAGACUGGUUCAUCAUGGCUACCGUUGUCGGUGGUGCGGGAUACGGCAUGUACGUCCUUGCUCAGAGAUACAUCAAACCGUUAAUUUCGCCGCCCACGCCUCCGCAACUGGAGCAGGAUAAAGCCGCCAUUGACGAGCAAUUCAACAAGGCCUUUGCGCUGCUUGACACAUUAUCUUCCGAUACCGCUACAUUGAAACAAGCCGAAGAAGCUCGAACCCAAAGACUAGAUAGCGCCAUUACAGACAUUGAAGAGAUUGUCGCGGAGCUCAAAGCGGCGAAUCAGAAGCGAGAAGACGAUGCGCGACGCAUGGAAGCAGAAAUCAAGACAAUGAAAGAUAGCCUGCCUCGCUCUAUUGAUAAUGUGCGAGAUGCGAGCGAGAGACAGUUGAAAGAAUUGGGCAACGAGUUGAGCAGUUUGAAAGUCUUGAUGGGAAAUCGCAUGGGCAGCGGUUCCGGAGUCUUUGCAAUCCCACGCACGCAGCCGGCAACCAUGCCAGCGCCAACUUCCGCCUCCACGUCCAACACUGCGGCAGCGACUCCUACGGCCGAGAAUACCACUGCUGCUAGCAGUGUGAACACCCCAAGGCCUACACCGCCGUCCACGAACUCGACCCCGCAACUUCCUACUUCCAACCCAACCCCGGCUGCAACAUCUUUGGGUAGACCAGCAACUGGCAGUAAAGCUUCCAUUCCAGCCUGGCAGAUGGCAGCGGCGCUCAAGGCGGCAAAUAAUACUAGUCCAGCGGCUGCUAGCCACGGGUCUAAUGUCCCGGUAGCUAAUGGUGCUUCUUCAGGAUCAUCUUCUCAGCAGCAGCAGCAGCAGCAGCAGCAGCAGCAGCCUGAUGGCGCAGAGGCGGUCGCUGCUCUCAACGCAAGUUAG
Molecule: messenger RNA, 1322 nt
Organism: Cladophialophora immunda
Lineage: Eukaryota; Fungi; Ascomycota; Eurotiomycetes; Chaetothyriales; Herpotrichiellaceae
Exons: 1
Coding region: 126-1322 (398 amino acids)
Biological process (GO): protein import into peroxisome matrix, docking
Cellular component (GO): peroxisomal membrane; peroxisomal importomer complex
Molecular function (GO): signaling receptor binding
Source: RefSeq, a predicted model, not a curated record